UUAUUUGACAUUCUCUGACCCUAGUUGUGAAUCUCUUAAAGCAGGUGCCUCAAAACUAUGGCCCAUGGGGAAGAACAGGCCUACCAAAGUUUCUUUGAUUAGAUGGUUAUUGGAGAAGAAAGGGGAGACAUUAGUCUUUACAUAAUUCCUCUUAUUUUUCAU
Messenger RNA from Nezara viridula (southern green stink bug), 162 nucleotides. Lineage: Eukaryota; Metazoa; Arthropoda; Insecta; Hemiptera; Pentatomidae. The record is from the annotation of a GenBank genome assembly.